Molecule: messenger RNA, 540 nt
Organism: Pieris napi
Lineage: Eukaryota; Metazoa; Arthropoda; Insecta; Lepidoptera; Pieridae
Gene: ubl
Product: ubiquitin-like protein 5
Exons: 3
Coding region: 155-376 (73 amino acids)
Biological process (GO): mRNA splicing, via spliceosome; protein modification process
Cellular component (GO): nucleus; cytoplasm
Molecular function (GO): protein tag activity; protein binding
Source: RefSeq, a predicted model, not a curated record
UUUAGAUAAACUUGUAUUGUCUGUGAACAUAUUGUAACUCAAAAAUAAUAUGCCUUUUGUUGUUUGGUUAAGUAAUAAGUUCAUAAACUAAUGUAUUAACCCUAAGCUUGUUUAAAUUACUAGAAAAUUAGAAAAGGUUUUAUACAUAUAGAAAAUGCUGGAAGUAACAUGUAACGACCGAUUAGGAAAGAAAGUUCGUGUAAAAUGUAAUCCUGACGAUACUGUUGGAGACCUUAAAAAGUUAAUAGCAGCACAAACAGGAACCAGGUACGAUAAAAUUGUCCUGAAGAAAUGGUAUACUGUGUUCAAAGACCAUAUCCGACUCUCAGAUUAUGAAAUUCAUGAUGGAAUGAAUUUAGAGCUGUAUUAUCAAUAAGAAACAAAAAAAAUAACAUUUCAAGAAAUUUUACAACCCAGUUUGAAUUGAUGGUCAAUUUGAAGAUGUCCAUGACCAGGAAAUUUAUAACAAAAUCAAUAAUGAGGACAAUGUGUCUAAUGUGAAUUUCACUAAGAUAUAAAAAAGUAAAAAGAUAAAGUUUU